CUAGUUGUGUGGUGAUUUUAAACAAUGGCGCUUUAUAAGGACCACCGUAUAAACCAACAUAAGCGUAGCCUGUCUGAAAAUAAUCUCCUACAAGAAGCAGGAAAGGAAAGCGAACAACUUAAUUUUACUGGUGGCGUCAAACAAGCAAAUAAAAAAGAUGAACCACAAGAAACUGGAACACAGGAAUCCGAUAUAGAAAGCGUGUCUGAUCAGAUAACCGAAGGAAUACAUGAACAAAACCUAUAUAAAGAAAUGCGAGGAGAAUUGUUUAAAUACGAGGCCGCUGACUGGAUGGCCCCAAUGACUAAAAUACCCAAAUAUAGAAUAAAGUUAGCUCUGACCAAUACACCAAUACACAGAUGGAAUUUACCCGGUAUUCCUGAAAAAUUUAAAAUAUUUAUAAAACGUGACGAUUUAACAGGAAGCACGCUCUCUGGUAAUAAGGUUCGCAAAUUGGACUUUUUAUUUGCUGAAGCUGUUGCCCAGGGUUAUAAACAUGUUAUAACCGGGGGCGAGGUCCAAUCAAAUCAUUGUAGAUCUGUUGCUAUAGCUGCACGAGAAUUGGGAAUGCGGCCACAUCUUAUACUUCGAUCUUGUAGGCCGGAAAGAAACCAUAUAAAGUUUGGAGGAAACAUGUUAUUGAAUGGUUUGUUGGGAUGUAAGAUAUAUUUUGUUCAGAAAGAAGCCGGCUUUCCUGUAAAACUAGAACCAAGAAUUGACAAACUGAAACAACAUAUUGAGUCAACAACAGGAGAGAAAUGCUAUGUUAUUCCCGUUGGAGGAUCGGAUGAAGUCGGAGUUUUUGGUUAUAUCGAAGCUUUUCGGGAAAUGAUUGAUCAGGGUGUGUGUGAAAGAUUUGAUGAUGUGGUUGUAGCAACUUGUGGAUUGGGUAACACACUGGCUGGAAUAGCUAUAGGCAACUAUCUUACUGGUUCUCAUCUAAGGUGUCAUGGUAUAUGUGUCAGCCGGAGCAGAGAUAACAUUAUUCCUAGUGUAAAUGAAGUUCUAACACAACUUGGUUUACAUGACGUUGAAGCUGAGAAUAUUGUCAACAUCAUAAAUGGGUACCAUGGUGAUGGUUAUGGUUUAUCAACACCAGAAGAACUAGAUUAUAUACGUUAUGUGUGCAGUGAAACUGGAAUCGUAUUGGACCCUGUUUACACGGGGAAAACAACCCUAGGACUGGUUCAAGUAUUAAAUAAGACUCCUGAAAUUUUUAAAGGAAAAAGAAUUUUAUUUAUGCAUACAGGUGGAAUAUUUAUAGUAACUGACGGAAGAUUAACCGAUAUGUUAAACAGUUCAGAACCAGUUUUACAGCAGUUAGUUGCCUGGCCUAAUGAAGAUGAUUUACCCUCUGAUAUAUCUUAAAACAAUACAAUAUUGUAUAUAUUGAAUUUUUAGUCUGUUGC
This is a messenger RNA of Patella vulgata (common limpet), 1409 nucleotides long. RefSeq lists its product as uncharacterized. NCBI's taxonomy places the organism in Eukaryota, Metazoa, Mollusca, Gastropoda, Patellidae. Gene Ontology annotation, molecular function: D-cysteine desulfhydrase activity. The record is from RefSeq and is a predicted model, not a curated record. The transcript is spliced from 9 exons. Bases 25 to 1368 code for a protein of 447 amino acids.